GGACGACGGACCCGUCGGACCGUUAGGACCAUUUGUAUACAGCCAACGUCCCGACCAAAUACUGCCUAAGCAGAGGCCAUAUACAAUUAAACAAGAAGAAGUCAAGUUAAUUCAAAUUUGAUUUUUUCCAGUUAGUAAAGUAAAUUGUAAAUGGUAAAUAAUCAUAGAAAAAUAAAAACUAAUAAGCAAAGUCGUUUCGUAUUGUGCUCGUGUUCUGUGUUGUGCUCUGUGAUUGUGCUGGCAAAAGUUUUUUUUUCAUUUAGUUAAGGGUUUCAGGCAAAACAAUAUUUUAUGAAAUAAAAAAAAUGCAACGAAGAUCUAAUAGUAGUAGUCAUAUCCCAGUACGGUUGUUUGGCCCAAGUACUGGUAGUAAAGAUGCAACUGCAAGAAAGAGAUCAAAUUCUCUAGGAAGAUUAAGUCAACAAAGGGAGUCAAGUGCAGUAAAAUUCAAAGUGAACUCUGUGGAAAGAAAAUCUAAUUUAUUAAAGACUACGCCUUUGACAAGACAAAGAAGUUAUGGUUUUAGCUAUGCUACCCCUUCAUCUAUUGGUAGUGUAGGUAGCCGUGGAUCAAGAGUUUCUCCAGCUACAGGAUUGAAGGAUAAACAAAGCAUUCAAAAGCUGUCAACUAAUUCACUUUGGGUAGCUCAGCAGUACAAAAAAGUACAAAAUUAUAUAUCAGAAAGUGAAAUUUUCGAUCUGACAGUAAUAAAUCCAAGUAACAUUAAACCCCCAUCCAUUAAAGGGUUUAUUUAUCUUGUAACCACUCUUCUGAAACAAAUAUAUCCCAAUCCAAAGAACAUUACACACGAAAACUACAAAGAAGAGAUAGUAAAUAAAUUAAAAAAGUUGCAUUACCCUGGAACAAUGACAAUUUCAACAUUAAAAUCAGUAAAUACCAUGCACUGUUGGGCUCAAGUAAUUGGAAUGUGUGGAUGGCUUAUUGACAAAAUUACAUUAAAAAUAACGGGCUUUAAUGAUUAUUCUAUUCUGCCUCCAGAAGAACUGCACAAGUAUUUAUUGCAAGAGUUAUCAAAUGCCUAUUUUUGUCAGCUAUGUAUCAUGUUUAAUGCUGAGGAUCCUCCUGAACAGUUAAAAGAAGCUGAACAAAAAUACAAAGAAGAUUUCAUGAAGAUUUUAUGUGUUGACGCUGAGGAAUUUCAUAAGAAUAAGACUGAAUUUGAACAAUUAGAAGAUAAAAAAGCCAGACUAACAACCUAUAAUGAUAAUGCAUUGCAAGAAUAUCAGGCGAUAAAAGCUAAAAGAAACAAACUAAGAAACGAUUUGGCAACUUUAGAGAGAAGCGACGAGGAUGAACUAGUUGGAUUAGAAACUGAAAGAGACCAUUUCAACUCGGUUUAUAAUAAACUUGCUCUAAUGAAGAAUCAAUUGGAGUCCCGAGUAGAAUUAUUGAAUAAAAGAAAAAGAAACCAGACUUACAGCUAUCAAGAAAAAAUAGAAUUAUUACUUAAAAGUGAAAACUUAAAAAAGGAGAUUUCUCUAAUUAAAGGAAGAAACGAGCAUGCCCAGAAUAUUAAACAUAAAUUUGAUGAUACGAUUAAUGAAGAACUUCUAAAGUUGGAAUCAAAAGUUAUCCAAUGGAACCGGUCGCUAAUGGAAGUAUGCAUAAAAAAUCCAAGCUUAAAAAAACUAUUACUCAAAGAGACCGGUUUUUAUAAAGAUGAGUUUUUGCAAGAAAUGUGUGAAAUAGCUAAAAUGAAGCAGGAUAUUGAAAUCCAUUCAACAAGGAAAUGUGAAACACUCGAAGUUACAUUGAAACAGAAAAUUAUUGACAUGCAGAAUGUUAAGAAAGAUUUGGAAAUUCUGCAGAGUGAAAUAAACAAGUACCUAUUGGAAUCAAAACAAUUUGAUCAACAUAAAGAAGAUGUAGAUGAAGAUAUAAAACAGGCAUUAUCCGAUUGGGACAUUCAAAUGAAGAACAUAUUAUCAUCUAGUGAGUCAUCAGAAGUUAACCAGAUAAAACAACUAACUGAAGAAAACGCAACACUAAAAAUCAUUAGAGAUAAGAAAUUAAUGGAGCUUAAAGAAUUUUCAGAGACAGCUCCUGCAUUCUUUAUUGAAUUGAACAAGCAAGUUGAAAAUAUUAUAAAAGAACUAAACUUAAUUACUGCCGGUAGGCGCCAACGGAUUGAAGAACUAAGUUUAAAAAAAUCAGAGGAUGGAGAGAGAUUCAUUUUAUUUUUGGAAGACUUAAGUCGUGAAGAUAACUAGUUGUGGUUUUUGUAUUAUGUUUAAUUUUUUUUAAUGUAGACAAUUUAAAUAAAUUAUAUUUUGCUAAUGAAA
Psylliodes chrysocephalus is the source of this 2303-nucleotide messenger RNA. The record is from the annotation of a GenBank genome assembly. NCBI's taxonomy places the organism in Eukaryota, Metazoa, Arthropoda, Insecta, Coleoptera, Chrysomelidae.